AAUGGAAUGGAUAACCAAUAUUUUCAAAGACGAGAGAAGCAGUCUUUAUUAUGUCGAUUCGGAGUUCAUGGAUUUUAUGGAAAAAAUGGGAGACUGUUAUGAAUUUACUGGAAUUGCUAUAUGGGCAAGAAAGAAGUUCAUCUCGCCGAAAAAACCAGUCACACUAUUUAAUAAAAUCUACGAUUUAAUAUAUUCUGAUAAAUGCCGGACUAAGGACCAUUGGGCUUUCGUCGCACGUGGAACUGCAAUCAUUAAUAGUCUGGAAAAGCAUGCUUUUUUCAUAUCUCAAUUUAAUGAUGAAGACUUCAUCUCAAACGAUGACACACCUAUUCAUGUAGAAGGACUAAAAGGUGCCAAACCUUUCCUAGCUCUGUUCACUGAUGAUAAGAAAACUGCAGCAUUGAGUAUUGUGCCUUCCUCUAACACAGACGUUUGGGUCAGAGAGAAAAACAAUGUAGAAGAUUACCAAUCAGAAGGAAAUACAUUUGUUUACAAAGAUGGGAAGUUGAUCAGUUCGAACUUCAUAAAAAAUGAGUGGACUUUGUUGGACACACCUAUGAAGUUAAGAGAGUUGAAUGACUGCAUUUAUAAAACCCCAUGUUCGGGCAAAAAAUACGAUGUAAUCGAGAAUAACAGCCAGCACUUUGUAGAAAAAUUGUGGCUCAUUUCCGUCGAAUAUAACAGGUGUAAAUACAAAUUACAUCAAAUCUACAAGGAAUACAAACAGAUAUUUCAAGUUGUUGUGCUAUCACAUCUAGACUGCAGCUUUCGUAAAAAACGCCAAGCCCCCCGAAAAGUGACCAGCACAGAACUAUAUAAGUUUAUCUGGACGUUUUAUUGCUACGUGAAGGCGACUUCCUCGACAGACGAGGCGGUAUCUCCAAUCUUGCUGAUGUGUGCUGUUACUGAUUACUGUUUUCAAGAAAUCUUCUUGUCUGAGCCUCAACUCUUCACAGAAGAAUUCAGGAACAUUCUCAGGCGGUCUGAGAAAAACUGCAUCAUUGAUCGUAUAUGCCGUGAAAUUAAGAUAAUGGAAUCUACCGAAGCUAAAAGAAUUAGAGACCAUGUCUUGAAGCCGCUGCUGGAGCACAACUUUAGUACAAGAGUACUAAACGCAGGCCUGGAAAACGACAAAGGAAUAUUUGAGCCCUCUGUCUUCAGCUUAAACCACGAAUCAAUCAACGAGAAAUAUGACAAGUACCUGCAGAGGCUAAGAGAACAUGACAGCAGAUUUUUCCUUGAAGACUACCAUGUCCCUCCAACUCGUUCUAUCGGAGACGCAACUUCUUCUAAACAUUCAGAACUGUUACCGACGAUUCCCAAAAACAGCGGGCUGCUGACGCAAUUGGAGGCAAAAGAGGGCUUGAAAUCCCUGGCUUCCAGUUCAACAGAGGAUAGUCUAAUAACUCUUAGAGCGAAAAAAGAAAGAGCCGACACCCUUGAAAUGCUUACUUACAACUACAGGACCAAGCCCAGUCAAGACCUACAAAUGAUCCUGACGAAAGUCAUGUAUAGAAAUAAAGAAGACAUCUUGAAGGUCAUCUUGAACAAAGUAUCAGAUAAGUUUAUAAAAGCGUACAGUGGACAAAAUGCGGAGGAGAAACUGGAUCAAGGAUUAAAAUUAUUUCAUAGGAUCUUUGGACUGAUGGUAAUAAGUUUAGCCGAUAAACGGGCUUCUGAAACUGCCAUUAGGAACCUUGCUUUUAAUGUUGGCUUCAUAUCUGCUACUUUUGCUAUUUCGCUCGAGAUUGUCCUAGAUUCGCACGGAAUUAGCGAAUGGGCAUUUCCCUGGAUACUGGAUGCCCUUGGUCUGCAUUCAUUCGUGGUGUGGAAAGUGAUAGAGUCAAUCAUCAUUCAUGACAGAGGUUUAUCUCAAACUAUCGUACACCACUUGAAAACAAUUGAGGAGACCAUGCUAGAAACCAUGGUGUGGGCUAGAGAUUCUCCACUCUACAACCAGUUAGCAGAAUGUGAAACACCUCGACCCCCGAAAUAUGAAGAAAUGCUGAGAUCUGACCUCCGCCAGUCUCUGCAAGUGUUUUUCAGAAGGAUCUAUUAUUUGGCCUCAUUUAGGAUCAGGAGAUUGGCCGAAAUAUUAGAUGUCUCUCCAGUUGAAAUCUGGACCGUAUUCGAGCACGCGAUGACUGAUCAUUUGCACCUCUUUCAAGAUCGACAUAUUGAUCAAAUCAUGCUAUCUUCUACUUAUCUGAUAUUAAAAGCGAAGAAUCUGAAGAUAACCUUUCGCCAUAUAAUCGAAUGCUACCGACAGCAGCCCCACGUCCAGAACAAACAAUACGUGUACAGAAACGUGUCCCUACGGACCAGUCCACUACCCCAAAUAUUGAUGUGUUCCUGCAAAAGCAGUGAAGUAGCAUCAGAUCAUAGUGAUAUAAUUGAGUUUUACAACAAUGUAUUCAUCAGACACAUGUCUACAAUUAUCAAAGAAAAUGAAGCCAAUUGUGAAACUUAUGACUUUAUUAGGUCACCUAUACCUCCCGCAUACCUCUCAUCUCCUGGAAACAUUUAUCAGAGUGAAGUUUUGCUCAGUAAAAAAUCUUUCAUUGAUCCUUAUUUUUUUGGGGAGAUUCCUUCCAGUUUUCCUUCAGCUUUCCUAACUCCUUGUAACUAUGAGCAGGAAACCUGGCGGCAGAGUUAAGAGAAAAGGUGUUGUGAUGGAUAGACACUUAAAGUUUGGUUCCCCAGCAACACAAUUUUCUAGAUUACAUGACCGAUAAGAAGUUUGUUAAGUCCAUCUUUGUAACGGUUUUAAUAU
Molecule: messenger RNA, 2773 nt
Organism: Bolinopsis microptera
Lineage: Eukaryota; Metazoa; Ctenophora; Tentaculata; Lobata; Bolinopsidae
Product: retinoblastoma-like protein 1
Exons: 5
Coding region: 2-2656 (884 amino acids)
Biological process (GO): regulation of transcription by RNA polymerase II; negative regulation of G1/S transition of mitotic cell cycle; cell differentiation
Cellular component (GO): nucleus; chromatin; transcription regulator complex
Molecular function (GO): RNA polymerase II transcription regulatory region sequence-specific DNA binding
Source: RefSeq, a predicted model, not a curated record